AUGAUAGAAGAAGGUGGGUGGAGGAAAGGACCUUGGACUGCUGAGGAAGAUAGAUUGCUCAUUGAGUAUGUCAAAUUUCAUGGUGAAGGAAGAUGGAAUUCUGUUGCUAGGCUUACUGGAUUGAGAAGGAAUGGAAAAAGUUGUAGAUUGAGGUGGGUAAACUACUUAAGACCUGAUCUCAAAAGGGGCCAAAUUACUCCUCAUGAAGAAAGUAUCAUCCUUGACCUUCAUGCUAAGUGGGGCAAUAGGUGGUCCACUAUUGCUCGAAGUUUACCAGGAAGAACAGAUAACGAAAUUAAAAAUUAUUGGCGGACUCAUUUUAAGAAAAAGGAAAAAACAUCACCAAACAAAAGCCCAGAAAAAUCAAAAACACAUCAAUUAAGAAAACAACAAUUUCAACAAGAACAACAACGACAACAACAACAACGAUUUAUGUCCUUAGACAUGAAAAAAAUCAUGUCUCUUCUUUUGGACGACAAUGAAAACAAGUUAACAGCCGUCAAUUCAGUUCCUCAAGUACUGGAAACAUGUAAUGAUUGGAUAAAUAAUCCUAGUACUACUGAUAUAGUAAGUGAUCAAGAACAAGGGGUUUUGAUCUCUUCAUCAUCUGAAGAAGGUUCUAAUAAUGAAAAUGAUGUUCUUGGCUGUUGGGAUAAUAAUGGUGCUAAUUUCUGGAAUUUUGAUGAUUUUCAAUGGAGUAUUUUAUGUGCAAGAUCAGCUGGUGUGCGUGAUUUUAGUGCUGAUAAUUAUCGUUUUGGUCAUGACUUUUGAUUUUUGUUGUUUGUAAUCGAUGAGUUUGUAUUUUAUUUCGGGGUAAGGGUAAGUUUCUAUAAAUGGUAAGAAUAUACGAUGAAUUAAUUAUAUCCUGUAGGUGAUGAGAUCCAACUCUGAUUCGACUAUGAGGAUGAAAGUUUGUAUUAAAGUUUUAUAAACAAGUGUUAUAAAUUAAAUUAGCACCGUUGAUGACCAUGCAAAGAUUAGAUAAUCAAACUUAAUUAUGUUUUCGUAUUAUUUUUUUUUAUUUAAUCAGGAUAAGAUUAUUGUUAGAUAAUUCUCCACAAGUAAGGAGAAGAGGCGAUGAAUUGUUCCUUCUUAUAGAUGUUGAGAAUUGAAUUUUUAUUAUAUAGUUUCAACUUUCAAUUGAUCAUCAAUUGAUAAAAUUGUAAUGAUGAUAUGUAAAAUAGAAUGUUUCUAGCAAAAAUGUGGUACAAGCUUAAUAUAUUUUUAAUAUUUAAGUUUUCAAGUCUUAAGAAUUGGAUCUUGUUUCAGUUGGAUCAAAUACCGUCUUUUUAUAUGAGGUUUUAAAUUUGAAUCUCUUUCAACCAUUUAGUCUAUCCAAUAAUAAAAAAAUUACAAAUCUUGUAUAUAUGCAUUUUUUUGAGCGGGGGAAUGAUUUAGUUAUUAUGCAUGCCUAAUGUUUUGUUGCACAUAAUGAAAGAUUUUAGAUGUCAACUAGCUUGAAAAUAUUAUGUAUUGCAUAGGAAAUUCCCCUCAAAUUGAGAUAAGUAAAGUGAUUCCACAGUAAUUGAGAUAAGACCUAAUUUUAAUAAUAUAA
This is a messenger RNA of Amaranthus tricolor (Joseph's coat), 1555 nucleotides long. Its product is annotated as myb-related protein 305-like. Lineage: Eukaryota; Viridiplantae; Streptophyta; Magnoliopsida; Caryophyllales; Amaranthaceae. The coding region runs from base 1 to 771 and encodes 256 amino acids. Gene Ontology annotation, biological process: regulation of DNA-templated transcription. The record is from RefSeq and is a predicted model, not a curated record. Gene Ontology annotation, molecular function: DNA-binding transcription factor activity; sequence-specific DNA binding. The transcript has 3 exons. Gene Ontology annotation, cellular component: nucleus.